AUGAGUGAUAAAACGAAUGCCUGGCAACACGAAGGUGAUGGAAUGGGACCAUCAGUUACACGCACAGGUAGCGCCGUAAUAUCCACACCAACGUUGAAAAAUGGGAGUGAUAUACGGGAAUCUGGAUACUUGAUAGCUGUCGGUUCCAGGACUGCCAGAUUCAGAAGAAAACACAAAAACAAAAUGAUGAUUGCUUUUCUAUUUAUUUGUCUAUUACUUCUACUAUGCCUUUUUAUAACAAUGACUGUUUUAUAUGUCAAGCAAAAGCGCCACAGACCAGCAAUAGUUUGCGAAAGUAAAGAAUGUCUACGUUCAGCUGCCAAUUUAGCAUUGUCGAUGGAUAGAAGUGCUGAUCCCUGCUAUGAUUUUUAUCAGUACGUGUGCGGAAACUGGGCUGAAGAGCACCCUCGACCAGACGCAUACCACUCCUACGACUGGUUCCGAGACAAGCAAACCAAAGUGUACACAGUAGUACGAGACUUCCUAAGUAGAAAUACCAGCCUUCAGCCAAAACCCGUGCAACAAGCUAAGGAUCUUUAUACAUCUUGUAUGGACACAGAAACCUUAGAUAAACGCGGUCUGAAACCAAUUAUAGAAAUAUUGGAACAAUUAGGGCUACCCUCAUAUCCGACCUUUUUGAACAUAACGGAGGUCGAUUACACUAAUUUCACAUUUGACUGGAUCGAAAGCGUAAUGCAAAUAAAGACACAACUCAGUAUGGAUGUGCUCAUAGGUUUCGAUAUCGUAACAGAUCCAAAGAAUUCAUCAGUUUAUAGACUUAUAAUGGGGUCUCCCGAAACCACGAAUCCAUUUCCAAGCAUGUUAAAUGAAAACAAACGUAAACACAGAUUUAAGAGGGAAAAUAUUAUAGAAAGUAAUUUAAUAAACGCGAGACACGCACACAAAAUCGAUGAAGACCAAGAAGCAGAAGUAUAUAAAAUGUUUUACGCACAUCUUAUAAAAUUGUUCCUUCUUGAAGAUGAUGUAAAAUCAAAUUUUACUGAAGCGGAACUGGAUCAACUUAUUGUUCACACUGCUGAUACAUUUUAUUCUAUGAGUGUGGAUAUGUAUGAGCUUGAAUCAGAUAACAGUACAGAUGUAGAGGAAUUAUAUCUACAUAUUCCUGACUAUACCGUUGAUGAUGUUCAAAAAUAUACAGACUCUAUAGUCGAAAUGAAUAACGGAACGUCUUUACCAAUUUGGAGGAGGUAUAUCGAAGGAGUAUUUGAUAUAAGUGAUGUUAAACUAGAUUUUGGGAACGAGAAAAUAUUGAUAUCAGAACCGGAUUUAAAAUAUAUGUCUCUUAUGGCUGCAUACCUUUCGAAAAUGCCUCCCGUUCUGAUUGAACUCUUCGUUUGGAUGAAGGUCGUAGAAGUAAUGGCAGUGCACACUAGCUCAGAGCUUCGAGCUUUAUAUGAACGAGCUUCCGAAGAGCUUCAGUCUGGACACAUGACAUUGUCACGCAGCCUCCACUGCGCAAACGCUGUUAACGACUUGCUUGGGAUGGCAGUUUCUUAUGCGAUUGUUAAUCAGAAUUUUUUUAACAAUACUAAACCAAAGAUUGAAACAAUGUUAAACGAGUUAAAAAAUGCCCUAGCGCAUUUAGUCGGAGUUGCCAAAUGGAUGGAUGAUGAUACUAAACUGGCAACAUAUAAAAAGAUAGUUGAAAUGAAAACCCUUGUAGGUUUCCCGGAUUGGUUACUUGAAGAUGGACGUUUAGAAGAAUACUACAAAGGGAUUGAUGUGAACACGAAACAUUACUUAGAAAAUCUAGUAAAUAUUGUUCAAUGUAAACUGAAGAAUGCUUUAAAUAAAUUUCGUAUCGGAAAUAAUUACACGUGGGCAACUGAUCCAACAGAAGUGAACGCGUACCAUACCUAUCAAGAAAAUACUAUAACUGUGCCUUUGGUGAUGUUGCAAUAUCCUUUCUUCGAUUUAGGGCUUGACUCCUUAAACUAUGGCUCCUUAGGUGCUGUUCUAGGACACGAAAUAACUCAUGGAUUUGACAACUUUGGUCGCCAAUUUGAUAAAAACGGUAACCUGAUACCAUGGUGGUCGAAUGACACAAUUAGAUCAUUUGUCAACAUGACACAGUGCUUCGUGGAUCAGUAUUCUUCAUUCUACAUUCCUCAAAUUGGGAAACAUGUCGAUGGUAAAAAGACACUCGGCGAGAAUAUAGCAGAUAACGGUGGCGUGAAAGAGGCGUAUGCAGCUUUAAAAGCACAUUUGAGAAAAACCAGCCCCGAAUUAAAACUACCUGGAUUUGAAUAUUUCACUUCAGAGCAACUCUUCUUCCUGUCCUAUGGCAAUCUCUGGUGCGGAGUAACUACAAUAGAAGCUUUAAAAGCAGACAUGGAAGAUGAGCAUGCGCCGCAGCAUUUACGCGCCCGAGGAGCUUUACAGAACAACCCAGAUUUUGCCAAGACAUUUCAUUGUCCCCCUGGCUCUCCGAUGAAUCCUAACAAACGAUGUAUCAUCUUUUAG
This is a messenger RNA of Pieris macdunnoughi, 2484 nucleotides long. NCBI's taxonomy places the organism in Eukaryota, Metazoa, Arthropoda, Insecta, Lepidoptera, Pieridae. The record is from the annotation of a GenBank genome assembly.